AUGGAACGCUCGCAUGAUGACGCACAGAUCGACCGUGCUUUACAGAAUCAGAGUCUCUCGUUCGAAGACCUGAUUGAAGAGAAUUGGGCGGAACUACCUGGUUCGGGGGUCUGGCUUCCUGAGUAUCAGGUCUACUUUGUCGUCACUCGAGCCAUAUACUCAUCGGGAAGCUUGGCCGAGUCGCCGAUCAGCUUUCUGCGCGGCCGUAUCUUUGAUGCGUUGUGGAACCACCUAGACAACUAUACCCUGGACUGGGACGAAGACCCUAUUAUUUUCCCCCGCACGUUUGACAUUCCCCUUGUUCGGGAUGAAAAUGGCACUUUUGUCGGGCCUGAAGAUCCACGAGUCAUUCUCGAAGCUGACGUACCCGGCGCCGAACCAGUUAUCGUUUUCAACAUGCUAUCCGAAGAGGUGGAUGGGAAACGGGCAAUGUGGACGCACCGUCCAUUCACGAAUAUCACCAAGGCUUUGACAAUUCGCGGCGAAGUCGUGAAGCGAGAGGAGAGGAACUGGGCACCAUUCUUCCACUCCGAACCUUCAGUGCCCAGGCAGCCUAGUCACCACCUCAACUUCGUCUAUAGCAUGCAACCUCUUUGCAUUCUCCGCUGCCACCUACGCCAUGGCCGCUGCGACUGGACAUACAAGCAGGACCUAUCAGAAAAGCAAUCAGAAGUCCUCGUAAGGAUGCGCGGCAGCACCAACUUCAUCCAAGUACACGAGUCCGAUCCGGAUAUCUCUCUCUGGGUUGGAUUCCCACGUACCCAAAUAGAUGGAGGCUGCGGCUCCGGCAAUCCCAUCUACCGCCCAGAACUGGUCGUCCUCGCAAACAGCGGACGUGAAUUCCACAUGGUCUAUGCCAGCGAAGCAAUCGACUUUGGGACGGCGGUGCUCGACGAAGCCGCGCGCGAAGCGCCCUGUACCGAUGGGCGCCUUCUUAUGCCGAAUGGGAUUCUGCGCUGGGACCAAGACCGGCGCGAUCUGUUGCAGCUGGCGCUGAACGUGGGCGAUCGUUCGACGCGGGUCCUCCCCCUACGCGGCGUCUCGCAGCUUGUGCGUUCGUUGCCGUAUCUCAUGGAUUGGAGGCGGGAAGCCAGUCCGGACGGCCAACCGUGGGGGCAGCGCUGGUCAGCUGUUGGGGCGGACGUGGUUGGAUGUGCGAUCGGAAUUUGA
This is a messenger RNA of Penicillium argentinense, 1170 nucleotides long. RefSeq lists its product as uncharacterized. Gene Ontology annotation, molecular function: mannosyltransferase activity. The record is from RefSeq and is a predicted model, not a curated record. Bases 1 to 1170 code for a protein of 389 amino acids. NCBI's taxonomy places the organism in Eukaryota, Fungi, Ascomycota, Eurotiomycetes, Eurotiales, Aspergillaceae. The transcript has a single exon.